Messenger RNA from Nothoprocta perdicaria, 1875 nucleotides. Its product is annotated as exocyst complex component 3-like protein. Bases 1 to 1845 code for a protein of 614 amino acids. Gene Ontology annotation, biological process: exocyst localization; exocytosis. Gene Ontology annotation, cellular component: exocyst. NCBI's taxonomy places the organism in Eukaryota, Metazoa, Chordata, Aves, Tinamiformes, Tinamidae. Gene Ontology annotation, molecular function: SNARE binding. The transcript is spliced from 12 exons. The record is from RefSeq and is a predicted model, not a curated record.
AUGCUUCCCAAGACCACUGGGGAAGAGAGAAGCAAGCACGAACCGAAGAAGAAAGGGAAACUGAAAAACAUGGCAGGCAAAUUGCUGAGGACUAUAGCUGGGGGGAAAGAAGCAGCUGAAAAGAUGCUUGAAAAUGAGAAUUUURCAGGGAAUUUGAUUGAGAUUGCAACAUCCAAGAAGGAAGUAGAAAAGAGAUCUGCAGAGGAAACCAUCCACGGAUUCAUUAACCAAGGGAAACCUUUUGAAGCUUGUAAACAUAUUUGUAACCUGGAGUGUUCUGGAAGUGAUGGUGUGGAAAAGUGUGAAAAACUUUAUGCCCUGCUGGCUGAAGAGAUGUGGUCCAUUGUGGAAAAAGCUUUCAGCGGAUGUGACAGGAUGUUCCUGGAGCCCUUGCAGUCAGUGAGCGAAUUGCUGAGGUGGGAGAAGGAGAAGAAGAAGGAGUUGUUUGGUAGCGGCCAAGAGAUGGAGCCUGUUUCCACCUGGAGUCCAGGAUUCUGCAAGAAAGACUUGGAGGACAAGCUAAUUCAGUACAUGACAGCUCAGAUUCCUCCCUUCAAUUCCACUAAUAACACAGAYGAAACUACAUUAAAGCAGCAUCUAAGAGAACUGGAAAUGACUUUUCUGUCCAGCCUGGAGCACAAAAGUGGUUUCUUCAAGGAAGCAGGUCUGCUGCCCAUCUACACCCACUGCUCUCACGCCUGCCUGUCUUCUCACCUGUCCACCCUCACUGACAUGAACCAUGCUAGCUUCAGCCAAUGUCUUUUAGUUUAUGAAUGGUGCCUUAAAAUGUACCAAAGUGGCAACUGCAGCCAGACCCUUCGUGCACAGCACCUCAUGUGGAUUAUUUUCAAGACAGAGGAAAAGUUACUYGCAAUCACCCAGAAGGAGGUAGAGGCAGCCCUGAAAGCAGCCUUUGGCAUGGAGGGAUCCCCUGGUGCCAGCACUGCAGUCAUUCAGGCGAUAGCAGRGAAGACAGAGGCUGCCCAGCGCGUCGGCAGGAGCCUGCAGGAGCGCGUGGGAGCCGUGUGCCUGCAGGAGAGCCUGAGCUUCCUCCAGAGCUAUGAAAAUGAAGUAAGAAGAUUUCUGCAGCCCAGUGACCRGCUGGUCAGCAACAGCCUACGAGUCCUUGAGAACUGCUGCAUUCUCAGAGUUGUCUGGCAUAAGAUAAUCUGCAUCUGCAGUGUCAGCAGUGACCAGGAUGUUAAGGUAAAAGGAUUUCUAGAACAUCUGGAACGCAAGAUUGUAGACCAGCUUCUGCAGAAAAUCACAUCUGAAGUCAAGAGAGCACUGAAGGAUUACUUCAAAAACUGUGACAGCGGUUUAGGUGACAUCCUUGAACCAUUAAAGAAAAACUUUUUGGCCUUUAAAUGGAAAAAUGCAGCCAUAUAUGAGGUCCUUGUCAAGAAUGUCCAUGACGUCAUUAUUAGAGAAUAUGCACAGGCUCUUCUGACCAUUUCCAAGAAACCAUUAUGUGGGCAGAGGAGAAGAAUUGUCAGCAGGAUAGAAGAAGAUCAUAGGAUGCUGCAAACCAUCGUUACAGAGUGCUUAGGUCCUAAAGCAGAUUCCCUCAAGGAUCUAAUAAAAGCAGUCUUAGAGCUUAUUCAAACUACUGAUUCGGAGGCAAUGAAAAUAGCCCUAGUGCCCAUUCUCAGAGAUUUUCCUAAUCUAAGGAAAGAACAUCUGAGUAUCAUUCUGUACCUCAAAGACUCGCUCAGCCGAGGAGACAGAACUGCUCUCUUGAAGACAUUUAAUGAUAAUUAUGAGGCAACAAGAACAAACUCGCUUUUUGAAGAUAUAGAAGUUAAGCCUGGGAGAUUUAAACUCUGUUGCUGCUUCUGUUGUUAGCAAAGAUCUGCUGUGAAAAACAAGAGAUGU